Molecule: messenger RNA, 1831 nt
Organism: Cydia amplana
Lineage: Eukaryota; Metazoa; Arthropoda; Insecta; Lepidoptera; Tortricidae
Gene: SmydA-4
Product: SET domain-containing protein SmydA-8
Exons: 11
Coding region: 220-1827 (535 amino acids)
Source: RefSeq, a predicted model, not a curated record
AUGAAAACGUGGCGAGGCGGUCUGAAAUCUGAAUGCAUAAUUUUAUUGUGUCAAGCGACCGCGGCAUAGUAGGGCGCGCUGGGCGGGAAACGGUCGCGCCGUGCGGCCAUUUUUGUGAUUUCGGCGGGAAAUUUUACGUUCCGUAUUGUGAAAAGUGGAUUGUGAUUUUUUAAAUUAAUGGAUGUUUUGGAACGGAAUCUGUGAUUUUUUGACCACGAGAUGAAUAAGAAGUCGCAUAAAAAGAAGCAAAAGAAGCGCGGGAAAGGCGAUGGAAGGAACAAGGAGAACAUUCCCGAGGCCGAAGUCGAGGCCGAGGAGGUCCAGGAGGUCCAGGAGGUCCAGGAGGUCCCACCGACGCCUGACCUGUGCUACGAGGUCAAACACUCGGAUGUUAUGGGACGGUAUUUAGUGGCUCGUCGCAAUAUCCGCGCCGGGGAGAUAAUCCUGGAAGCGCCCGCGUUGGCCGUGGGCCCGUGUGCAGGCUGUCCCAUCGUGUGCCUCGGGUGCUACCGCGAGCUGCAUGACGUGGCCUUAUACAAGUGUGACGGCUGUAAAUGGCCCCUGUGCAGCAAGACGUGCUUCGGCCGAGGUCGGUACACCGGGCACUCCACGCACGAGUGCGAGGCGUUGAAGAAGUGCCCUCCCAACUACAACGACAUGGAGGACUUGAAGGAGUCGUACCACGCGUUGAUGCCUUUAAGGUGCCUCCUCCUAAAAAAGGCGGACCCAUCCAAAUGGGCAGCGGUGUCAGCCAUGGAAGCCCACAAUGCCCUUCGUAAGGAAAGACCUGAUAUCUGGCCUAGCAACGAGACCCAUGUGUUAAGCCGGCUUAAAGCUUGGAGAAUGGGGUUUGAUGAUGAAGAGGUGCACACUAUCUGUGGAAUUCUUGAGGUUAACGCCUUCGAAGUCGGCGGAGGUGGGGCUAACGCGCGAGCUCUCUACGACCGAGCGUAUCUCCUGGCUCACGACUGCACUCCUAGUACAACCCACACGGACGCCGAGGCGAAGCCAAACAGACCUCUUACCAUACGAGCAGCCGUGCCACAUAAGGCUGGCGACUUAUUGUCGCUGUGCUACGCGUAUACGUUACAGGGCACGUUGAAACGCCGCGAGCACAUCAAACACAGCAAGUUCUUCGACUGCUGCUGCCGGCGCUGCGCCGACCCCACCGAGCUCGGCACCUUCGCCAGCGCCUUCCGGUGCCCCAAGUGUGCGGGGCGCGUGCUGCCCACGGCGCCGCUGGACCCCGAGGCACCGUGGAGUUGUAUAGAUGGAUGCAGCUACAGUAUGUCGGCGGCUGCUGUUCAACUGCUGCUAAAAAGGCUAACGGACGAGUUUGAACAAAUCGACGCUAACGACGUGCCCGGCUUCGAGACCUUUCUCCACAAAUACCGCAACGUCAUACACGGGGGGCACUACCUGCGGCUGUCUGCGCUGCACUCGUUGUCGCAGCUCUACGGCAAAGCGGCGAGCUACCUCAUCCAUGAGAUGCCGGAACCAGAGCUGCAUAGAAAGAUUGAGGUGUGCCGUGAGCUGAUGAAGGCCUUCGAUGUUAUUGAGCCGGGAUAUUCUAGGUUACGAGGUGUGACGUUGUACGAGCUGCACGCACCACUGAUGAUCCUGACCACACGCAAGUUUGAGAGCAAAUCCAUCUCUAAGGACGAGCUGCGUACAAGGCUGAAAGAGAUCGUAGGCUACCUCUCCGAAGCCGCUCUGAUCCUCGGCUUCGAGCCUUCCCAGUCCUCCGAGGGUCUGAUGGCAUCCGCCGCCAAAGAUGCCCUCAAGAAGAUCAAGACUUGGGAGCAAAUCAUCGGCAAGAUCUCAUGAGCGU